AGUGCCUCUCCGCUGUCAGUGGACUCCGGGCAGGCUUCAUUAGUCGUCACGGGGAGGCAGCGCCGUGACUCACUGCCUGCGUGGAGGGACCAAUGGGCAGCCUCAGCCUCCGAUAUAAAUAACGUAUAGAAGAUAUUCUUGAGAGAGGAACGGGUGGAGGGGGGUCAGCCCGCGCUCACAGCUGGAUUGGAUUCUUUCAGUGCGCUCCCUCCGUCAAUGGACUGCUUCUUGUCGCGCAUAUCAUUGAGUCGAUAACCUGUGCCGGUGAAUUAUCCCCCAGCUUUGGACACCAGAUAACGGAGAAGCGAUGGCGACGUCCGAACCCAGAGCCACCGAGGAGGAGCAGGACCCCAACGCGGCUAAUUUAAGACCCCAGUCUGGAACCUACGAGUAUGCGUGGAUGCACGGAUGCACACGGAAACUGGGGAUGAAGAUUUGCGGCUUCCUGCAGAAGAACAACAGCCUGGAAGAGAGAGGGAGGCUCGCGGGCCAGAAGAACCUGCUCUCGUGCGACAACAGUGACAGAGACUCGCGCUACCGCCGCACAGAGACAGACUUCUCCAACCUGUUCGCCCGAGACCUUCUCCCAGCCAAAAAUGGAGAGGAGCCCACCAUACAGUUUUUGCUGGAGGUUGUUGAAAUCCUCACAAACUACAUCAAGAAAACCUUUGACCGCUCCACCAAGGUGCUGGACUUCCAUCACCCUCACCAGCUGCUGGAGGGCAUGGAGGGUUUCAACCUGGAGCUGUCUGACCAGCCGGAGUCGCUGGAGCAGAUCCUGGUGGACUGCAGGGACACGCUGAAAUACGGCAUCCGGACAGGCCACCCACGGUUCUUCAAUCAGUUAUCGUCUGGUUUGGACAUCAUCGGGCUCGCAGGAGAGUGGCUCACUUCCACGGCGAACACCAACAUGUUUACCUACGAGAUUGCUCCAGUGUUCGUGUUGAUGGAGCAGCUGACUCUGAAGAAGAUGAGAGAGAUGAUUGGCUGGCCAGGCGGAGAAGGAGACGGCCUCUUUUCACCAGGGGGCGCUAUCUCCAACAUGUACAGCGUGAUGAUCGCUCGCUACAAGUACUUUCCUGAGGUCAAGACAAAGGGCAUGUCUGCCGCUCCCCGCCUCGUCCUUUUCACAUCUGAACACAGCCACUACUCUAUUAAGAAGGCCGGAGCCGCUCUUGGCUUUGGGACCGACAACGUCAUCCUGCUGAGCACAGACGAAAGAGGGAGAGUCAUACCUGCAGACCUAGAGGCUAAAAUCAUUGAUGCAAAACAAAAGGGUUACGUGCCAAUGUUUGUGAAUGCCACAGCCGGUUCCACUGUGUAUGGAGCCUUUGAUCCCAUCAACGAAAUUGCUGACAUCUGUGAGAAGUACAACCUGUGGCUUCAUGUAGACGGCGCCUGGGGCGGUGGACUGCUAAUGUCUAGGAAGCAUCGUCAUAAACUAAAUGGAGUUGAGAGAGCCAACUCUGUCACUUGGAACCCCCACAAGAUGAUGGGUGUCCCUUUACAGUGUUCUGCCAUCCUAGUCAGAGAGAAGGGAAUCCUCGCAGGCUGUAACUCCAUGUGCGCUGGCUACCUUUUCCAACCAGACAAACAGUACGACGUCACCUACGAUACAGGCGACAAGGCCAUCCAGUGUGGGCGGCACGUUGACAUCUUUAAGUUCUGGCUCAUGUGGAAAGCCAAGGGCACUAUUGGCUUCGAGCAGCACAUCGACAAAUGUUUGGACCUGUCUCAGUACCUGUACAACAAGAUCAAGAACCGGGAGGGAUUUCAGAUGGUUUUUGAUGGCGUGCCUCAGCACACAAACGUUUGCUUCUGGUACAUCCCACCCAGCCUGAGAGGAAUGCCCGACAGCGAUGAGCGGCGAGAAAAACUCCACAGGGUUGCUCCAAAGAUCAAGGCCAUGAUGAUGGAGUCGGGGACCACAAUGGUGGGCUACCAACCCCAGGGCAAUAAAGUCAACUUUUUCCGCAUGGUUGUCUCCAAUCCUGCUGCCACACAGUCGGACAUCGACUUCCUGAUUGAUGAGAUUGAGAGGAUGGGUCAAGACCUGUAGUUCUCUCUGUUAUUCAGACAGCAAAUGGUGGGGGGUGGGGGGUUGCCUCGAGCCUAACAAGCAAAAAUAGGAGUCACGUGAAACGUCAAUAGUGCUGCAGAAAGAUAAAUGGCAGAGUCUGGUUUUGGUUUCUUUUUAUUCAAUAGUAAUUUGCCUGAGGCAUUCUAAAUGUUUCAGCAACUGAAGAGAAACAAGUUCACACAGUAGAUUAAAUAUAUAACCUGUACCUGACUUCUCCAGGUACAGAAAGUGUAGGAUUUUUCUGUGAUGUGGAGUCUUUUAAUAUUUUAACUUAAAUGUAACAAUAAGGCUCUCAUUCAGAGACAUUUGUCUUUUCAAGCUAUAUGUGUGAGUGAGUAUGUGUGAAGAUUGUAAAUAACAAAAAUGGGGC
Poecilia latipinna (sailfin molly) is the source of this 2450-nucleotide messenger RNA. Its product is annotated as glutamate decarboxylase 1-like. The record is from RefSeq and is a predicted model, not a curated record. Gene Ontology annotation, molecular function: pyridoxal phosphate binding; glutamate decarboxylase activity. Gene Ontology annotation, cellular component: presynaptic active zone; cytoplasm. Gene Ontology annotation, biological process: GABA biosynthetic process. The transcript is spliced from 17 exons. Lineage: Eukaryota; Metazoa; Chordata; Actinopteri; Cyprinodontiformes; Poeciliidae. The coding region runs from base 308 to 2059 and encodes 583 amino acids.